AUGUCACAACAAGGUGGAGGUGGUUCUACUUCAUCACAACCAUCAUCUAUAUUAUUCUUUAUAGCUGUGGCAAUAGGGGUUGUUAUAGCUUUUGUCUUUAUUUUUUUUUCAAUGAGAUAUUAUGUUCGAACAAGAUUAGGUAUUUAUGCAACAGCAAGAUUAACAACAACUUCAAAUAAUGGAGGGAUAGUAUUACUCACAGGUGAUUUCCCCAUGCAUACUUUUAAUGCUUAUUCCCAAGAUUUACCAAAUCAAUUAAGAAGAAAUAGAAGAAGAAGACGUUAUUUGAAAAAAAGAAGAUUAACUGAUGAAGAAGUUGAUCAUUUAUUCCCUGUAAGGACUUAUCAAAAUUGGUUAGAUGGUGGUGCUGAAAGAGAUGCGGAUCAACGUGAUAUUCAUAAAGAGUUGAAACAAGAAGAUGAUGAUGAAGUUAAUGAAAGUAAUAAUGAUAAUGGUAGUCAAGAUGAUAUUAAUAAUACCCAGACCCAAUCCCAAACUGAAACUGAAACUCAACAGAAGAAUAAUAUAACUACUCAACAAUCAGAUGUUGAAUCUACAUAUCAUGAUGCUAUCCAAGAUCAACCACAACAACAACUUGAACCACAACAAUCAAAACAUUCAGAUCAAGAUCAAAUCGAUUUAGGUACACCAUAUGAACCACAUUAUGAUUCUGGUACAUGUGCAAUUUGUAUUGAUAUUUUCGAACCAGAAGAUUUAGUCCGUGGAUUAAUUUGUGGUCAUGUUUUCCAUCAAGAAUGUUUAGAUCCAUGGUUAACUAAAAGAAAAGCAUGUUGUCCAAUGUGUAAACGUGAUUAUUAUUUAAAAAAUGAAAAUCAAGAUGGUGAUGAAAAUGGUGAAACUAAUGAUGAUCGUGUUACAGAUGUUGGUGGAAUCGCAGGUGGUGCAAAUAAUGAAGACUUGGAUUCAAUCAAUCAAUUUACAGAAUUACAAUAUACAACAUUAAAUGAACGAGUUCAAGAAAUUUUAUCAAGACAUCCAAACCUAGAACAAAUUGCCAAAGAUAAAAUUCAACGUUAUUUAAAAUUUAAAUGGAGAAUUUUUUGGAUUAUUAUGGGGAUUUCAAGAAAUGAUUUAAUUAAUAGUGCUAUUGUUAAUGAAGAUCAACGAUUAAGAGAUGAAGAUCCUAAUUAUGAUAAUGAUCAACAACCUACAACUAAUACAACUGAAGUUGAUGAAGGUGAAAAUCAAAAUCAACAACAGAAUCAACAAAAUUCAGAUAAUAGAGAAAGAGUUGAAAGAAUGGUUUGA
Molecule: messenger RNA, 1269 nt
Organism: Hansenula ciferrii
Lineage: Eukaryota; Fungi; Ascomycota; Saccharomycetes; Phaffomycetales; Wickerhamomycetaceae
Product: E3 ubiquitin-protein ligase RNF103
Exons: 1
Coding region: 1-1269 (422 amino acids)
Biological process (GO): protein ubiquitination
Cellular component (GO): endoplasmic reticulum
Molecular function (GO): ubiquitin-protein transferase activity
Source: RefSeq, a predicted model, not a curated record